AUGGGAAAUAAAAAACAAGACUUCCAACAAACAACAAUCAAUAAAUCGAAUUUCAAGGUGAACCCAUCAGGAUCGAGGUUAAGGGUCAAGAUAAGUGGCCGAAUGGAAAACGUCGUAAUUUUCCUCCUCUCUUUGUUUUUCGCGAGGGGUUUUUCAAUACCUCAAACCUACAGGACGACUCCGGUACCGAUUUUAAAACAAAUAAAUAGACAAAACGACGACGGGUCUUACAGUUACGGUUACGAAGCCGCUGAUGGCACGUUUAAAAUCGAAACGAAAUUUCCCACGGGAGAAGUCUACGGAAAAUACGGUUACGUUGGAGACGAUGGAAAAAUUCGACAAGUCGAAUACGGAGCCAGUAAAAGAGGAUUCGAACCUGUAGGUGCGGAUAUAAACGUCGCACCUCCGACUCUCACAAACACCGUCGACAAUACAAACCCAGAUCGCGAAGAUGACGGUCAAUACAGAGAAGAUCCAUCCAUUUAUUACAAGGAAACGUCAAAUCAAAACUUUUCACCCGUUAAUCAAAUCAAAUCGACUUAUCAAACCUCUUUCCCUCGGUACUAUCAGCCAAGGUAUUAUCAGUCACCGGCGCCAUUAUCGAAUUAUUACAAUUCUCAACCCCGAUAUCAACCAGUUCGAAUUAACUACGAUCCAGCCAUAUUUAAAGGUCAUCCAGCAACAAACAUAGACAUCAAUACUGGAUCUUAUUCCGUUUCUUAUUCUACUUAG
This is a messenger RNA of Pediculus humanus corporis (human body louse), 732 nucleotides long. RefSeq lists its product as uncharacterized. Gene Ontology annotation, cellular component: chitin-based extracellular matrix. The coding region runs from base 1 to 732 and encodes 243 amino acids. The record is from RefSeq and is a predicted model, not a curated record. The transcript is spliced from 3 exons. Gene Ontology annotation, molecular function: structural constituent of chitin-based larval cuticle. Lineage: Eukaryota; Metazoa; Arthropoda; Insecta; Psocodea; Pediculidae.